AUGCGGCCGACGCUCUUCCGACCGGCGCGCGCCCUCACGCGCGCAGCCGCCCGCGUGCUCUCUGUGCCCGCACGCAACGCAGCACACGCGUCCUGGGUCGAUGCAGACAAGACGUACUUCCAGCAGCUCCUUUGCCCCGAGAACGUGCUCACGGCGGCGGACGACACGGCCGCGUUUACAGUGGACUGGCUCAAGAAGUACCGCGCGCAAAGUAGCCAUCAGAUGGUGCUGAAGCCCAAGACCACGGCGCACGUUGCAGCGAUCCUCAAGUACUGCAAUGACCGGAACUUGCCCGUGGUGCCGCAGGGAGGCAACACGGGUCUCGUGGGCGGCAGCGUGCCCGUGUACGACGAAAUUGUGCUCUCGAUGGCCUCGAUGAACAAUGUGAUUGCGUUCGACAGCGUGUCGGGCAUCUUGACGUGUGAAGCGGGCUGUAUCUUGGAGAACUUGGACAAUUACGUGGCCACGCACGGCUACAUGAUGCCGCUGGAUCUGGGCGCCAAAGGAACGUGUCAAAUUGGUGGCAACGUUGCAACCAAUGCCGGCGGACUGCGGCUGUUGCGGUACGGAUCACUGCACGGCACGGUGCUUGGCAUUGAAGCAGUGCUGGCCGAUGGUACCGUCUUUGACGGGCUGAGCACCAUGCGGAAAGACAAUACGGGCUACGACUUGAAGCAGCUGUUUAUUGGAUCGGAAGGCACGCUGGGCGUAGUGACCAAGGUAUCGAUCUUGACGCCUCCCCGUUCGUCGUGCAAGAAUGUUGCGCUGCUAGCGUGCAACGAUUUCGAGGCCUGCCAGAAAGCGUUUGUCGAGGCAAAGAAAAAGUUGGGCGAAGUUCUAUCCGCGGUCGAGCUCAUGGACCGUCAGUCGCUGGACAUGGUCUUGUCGCAGCAGGACUGGACGAAGGAUCCGCUCGAUACGCCGAGUCCGUUUUACGUUCUGAUUGAGACGUCGGGCAGCAACACGGAUCACGAUAUGGAGAAGCUGGAGGCCUACCUCGAAGACGUGAUGGGGUCUGGUGUUGUCGUCAAUGGUACGGUUGCGCAGGAUGAGGCACAGGCGCAAAAGCUGUUUAUGCUGCGCGAAGAUAUUACGAUGGCUCUCACCUCUCGCGGCUAUGUGUAUAAGUACGACAUUUCGCUGCCAAUGGACCAGUACUAUCAGAUUGUGCAGGAAGUUCGUGGCAUGAUGGCACCUCUUGGUGCUGAAGUGGUCGGAUUCGGUCACAUGGGUGACUGCAACCUGCACCUGAAUAUCUCGACACCCGCUUACGACGAGAAGGUGUUUCAUGCGCUGGAGCCAUUCGUGUUUGAGUGGACGUCCAAGUACCGUGGAAGCAUCAGUUCGGAACACGGCAUUGGCACGCACAAGCCAUCGUACCUUCACCUGUCCAAGUCCGACGACUCCAUUCGACUGAUGAGGCGGAUGAAGAACAUGAUGGAUCCAAAGGGGAUUCUCAAUCCGUACAAGGUUCUUCCGGUCAGCGAGGAGAAUAGUGCUGUUUUGUAG
Hyaloperonospora brassicae is the source of this 1509-nucleotide messenger RNA. Lineage: Eukaryota; Oomycota; Peronosporomycetes; Peronosporales; Peronosporaceae. The record is from the annotation of a GenBank genome assembly.